GUGGAACCCAAUGAACUGUCUGCAGCAUUGCUGAAAGGAUCAGCCAUUUUGCUUAUGGAAAACAGUGUGACAUAUUAUGCUGUGCUUUACCAUGGAAUAAACAAAAAAUCUAUUCAGAGGAAACAGAGGAGAAGAUGAGGGAAUAAUUACUAUAGCUGAGAAUGCCUACACGCUGCCAUCUUGACAAGCUGGUGACGGCUCAUUCCCAUUAGCUGAUCAGGGAAGGUGGAAUGCAGAGUGAUAAUGCUGCAUAUCUGCUGUCAGGCUGGGGAGUAGGUUUUUUGUCUUGUAAAGGCAAGGUUUCACUGCAAUGUUAUCUCAACCACUCGCGAGCUGCUCCGAGUGAAAGCUGGUGACCCAAAAGAAGGGUGUUGCCCUCUCCCAACAUUGUUCUUGUGCUCUGCUGUUUAAUAUGAGCAAGCACCACUGUAGAAGCAGGUGUGCGAUUCAGAUAGGCUCUGUAUUGUCGGCUGUACAAACCGCCCUCUCAGGUUUACAUGCUUCUCAUUAACAGAUUGUUGGCUUAGGAGCUUCUGCUUCUGGACUUAGACCAAGAGGCUGCUGUACAUCUCUGCUUGUGUGAAAGAGACUCUUGGAUUUGGCUUAAAUUUAAGCCCUAGGAGUGUAAACCCUUCACAAAGGGCUAAAUAAACAAGAGCUCUACGUACAAGGGCACAAGCACUUACUUCCUCUGUACUUGAAAAACAGCCGAACUCGUCCGUCUGGUUCUGCACUGAGCACAGCUUGGCUGGACUUGAAGAUCGAAGCUACUGACUGAAGUGCUUAAGGAACAGUGGAGGCCCAAGUUAACAGAUCAAAAAAUAACUUCUAUGUGCUGUUGGAACUUCACCUUUAUAUGGAAAACUGAAGACUUUUGUAGCAAAACCUCCAGUGUCAAAAUGAAUACAGAUAGCGGUGGGUGUGCUCGCAAACGUGCUGCAAUGUCUGUCACAUUAACAGCUGUGAAGAGGGUUCAAAGUUCUCCAAACCUAUUGGCUGCAGGGCCUGAUUCUCAGUCUCCAGAUUCAGCUUGGAGAUCUUAUAAUGAUGGUAGUAGAGAGACAUUGAAUGGAGACGCUAGCAGUUCAUCUCUUGCAGCAAAAGGCUUUAGAAGUGUCCGGCCAAACCUACAAGAGAAGAAAUCACCAACUCAGGCCCAGAUAACAGUGAAUGGGAACUCUGGCACUGCUGCCAGUCCAGUGAGUCAUUUUCAAAGGCCUUUUUCCCCUUCUUCAGCUUACCCUCCAUCAGCUUCACUCAAUUCAAACAUUGUUAUCAUGCAGCAUGGCAGGAUGAUGGAAUCCACAGAGACAUACUCACAGCAUGCUCAGGCUGUUGGCAGCAGCACCACCACCAGUACAAUACCAAUCUGUAGAUCUUCAGAGGAAGAGAAGAAAGUCACAGUGAUUAAAGCACCACAUUAUGCAGGGAUUGGCCCGGUAGAUGAAUCUGGAAUCCCAACAGCAAUUAGAACGACAGUUGACAGGCCAAAGGAUUGGUAUAAGACCAUGUUCAAGCAAAUCCAUAUGGUUCACAAACCUGAUGAUGACACAGACAUAUAUCACACUCCAUAUGCAUAUAAUACUGGCAGUUACAGCCCAUCCCUCCCUGCACAAGCACACCCAGCUGCAAAGACACAGACAUACAGACCAUUGUCCAAAAGCACUUCUGACAAUGGCACUGAUAUCUUUAAGGUUUCAUCUACUAUACCUCCUCCACAAAUACCACCUCCAGUGCCACCACAUCGUCCACGAGAUAGGUCAACACCAGAAAAAAAUGACUGGGAUCCUCCAGACAGAAAAGUAGAUACCCGCAAAUUCCGUUCAGAACCAAGGAGUAUUUUUGAAUAUGAGCCAGGAAAGUCAUCAAUUCUUGAACAUGAAAGACCGACCUCCUUAUAUCACUCUUCAACAGACAAAGGCCUGGAGAGACCUUCUAGUUCUGCAAGUACUGCAAGUGACUACAGGAAAAGGAGGAAGUCAGAGCCUGCUGUAAGUCACCAGAGGGCACACAGCGAUCAAAAUGCAAACAGGCCUAGUUUAGGUCGGGCAGAUGCACAAGGCUUGUACAACACCCUCAGAAAGCCUUUCACUAGCUCUUCUCCUUCUUCUCCAUCAAAAGCAAAAGGUGGGGAUAUUAGCAGAGUACAUCCAUCCCUUUUCAGUUAUUCAAUGCACAACCACAAUGCCUCAAAUGAGUUAGAUUACUGUAGCACUUACCAACAGCAUUUAGCUGUUCCAAGUGAUUCAAGAAGGGCAGUCAGCUACAAAAAUGGCUGGCAAAUGACUCGUCAGAAUGCAGAAGUCUGGAGCAGCACAGAAGAAACUGCCUCUCCCAAGCGGAAAUCUCGUAGCUGCGAUGAUCUGCUAACAGAUGAUCAUGACAACUUUGCUGAUGCACAAGCCAAGUCUGAAAGCAUGGGUUCUCUGUUAUGUGAGGAGGAUUCCAAGGACACUUGCUCCAUGGUCUGGGCCUCCCCCUAUGUUCCUGACAGCCGCAGUAAUGGUAGGUCAAGGGUUCGUCAUAGAUCAGCCCAUGAUGCCCCAGGAUUCCUAAAACUGUACAAAAAAAUGCAUCGUAUCAAUCGCAAAGAUUUAAUGAACUCUGAGGUGAUUUGUUCUGUAAAGUCCAGAAUAUUACAAUAUGAGAAAGAACAGCACAAAGGCAUGCUUCAAGGUUGGAGAGAAUCUUCUACUGAAGAGGUCCCCAGGGACAUGGUUCCUACCAGGAUAUCUGAAUUUGAAAAAUUAAUUCAGAAGUCAAAAUCAAUGCCGAAUCUAGGCGAUGAAACAUUAUCAACAAUAACACUUGAGCCUCCUAAAAAUGGCUUAUGUCCAAAGAGGCGAUUUUCUAUUGAAUCCUUGCUGGAAGAGGAAAAUCAAGGUAGACAUCCCACUCAGGUACAACGACACUGCAAGCCUAAAACUCUGGUGCCAAUUCAUAUUGAAGUGACCACUGAUGAACCACAAAGAUCUCACAUGGAUUUUUCAGACAGCGACCAAGAUGGAGUGGUCUCUGACCUCAGUGACUUUAUCCAGAUAGAAGGUUCUUCCUUUUGUAGUGAAAGUGACUUUGAUCACUUUUCCUUCACCUCCUCUGAGAGUUUUUAUGGUUCAGGUCAUCACCACCAUCACCACCACCACCAUCACCACCACCACAGACAUCUCAUCAGUUCCUGCAAGGGUAGAUGCCCAGCAUCCUAUACCCGCUUCACCACCAUGCUAAAGCAUGAAAGGGCUAAACAGGAAAGUACUGAAGAUCCAAGGAGACAAGAAGCAGAAUCUGGUCUCUCUAAGAUAGCAUUCCUAGUCAGUCCAGUGCCUUUCCGAAGGAAAAAAAGUGCAACCCCUAAAAAACAGACUGAAAAGACUAAAAGCAAGUCAUCUGUGUUUGAAGCAUUAGACUCUGCUCUCAAAGAUAUCUGCGACCAAAUUAAAGCAGAAAAGAGAAGAGGAAGCUUGCCUGACAACAGUAUAUUGCAUAGACUUAUUACAGAGUUACUCCCAGACAUUCCAGAAAGGAAUUCAUCUCUGAAAGCUGUUAGAAAGAAUCCCAUGCAACAGCCUUUUCAUCCACUGCCUCAAGAUGGUGCUAUUCAUUGUCCAUUGUACCAGAACGAUUGUGGAAGAUUACCUCUUAGUGCCUCUUUCCAAGACAUGGAUACAACCAACAACAACCACCAAGACAAUGAUAGUGCACUGUUAGACCAGGAGUCCUCUGGAAGUUAUUCUUCUGCUUUCACUGAUGUGGGUCGAAGUACUCCACGGGAGAGAAGAGGAACUCCGGACAGAGAGAAACUGCCAGCUAGAGCUGUAUAUGACUUUAAGGCUCAGACCUCUAAGGAGCUGUCCUUUAAGAAAGGAGAUACUGUUUAUAUCCUCAGGAAAAUUGAUCAAAACUGGUAUGAAGGAGAGCAUCAUGGAAGAGUUGGAAUUUUCCCAAUUUCUUAUGUUGAGAAACUUUCACCCCCAGAAAAAGCACAGCCUGCCAGGCCACCUCCCCCAGCACAGAUUGGAGAGAUUGGAGAAGCUGUUGCCAAAUAUAAUUUCAGUGCGGACACAAAUGUGGAGCUAUCACUCAGAAAGGGAGACAGAGUAAUUCUUCUUAAACGAGUUGAUCAAAACUGGUAUGAAGGUAAAAUACCAGGAACCAACAGACAAGGCAUCUUCCCUGUUUCCUAUGUAGAAGUCAUCAAAAAGAAUGCCUUGAAAGGUGUUGAUGACUACCCUGAUCCUCCAAUACCCCAAAGCUAUUCUAGUGACAGAGUACACCAUUUAAGUUCAACUAAGCCACAGCGCCCUGUGUUUACUCAUGAAAACAUACACAGUGGGGGGGAACCGUUUCAGGCUCUGUAUAACUAUACUCCUAGGAAUGAAGAUGAAUUGGAGCUCAGAGAGGGAGAUAUCAUUGAUGUGAUGGAAAAGUGUGAUGAUGGAUGGUUUGUGGGAACCUCAAGAAGAACCAAAUUCUUUGGUACUUUCCCUGGAAAUUAUGUCAAGAGGCUGUGAAUUUUUUUUUUCCAAUUAUUUAUGCUGCAUCUCUGCAACACAUCUGCAUAAAGCUGCUAGAAAACAUGCUACACAGGCCUUCUGUUUUCUCGCUUUGCAGCCUCAAAUUGAAGUCAUCUAGGUCACCAUCAUCAUCCUCCAUGCUCAUCUGCCAAACUGCUCCAGCAGUAUUACAGCAACGACUACAGUGUGAAUAACUAAGCUUUUAUGAAACAAGAGGAAUCGUUCCAACAUUUGAGUACUUUCUCCUGCUUUAAACUUUUUUUUUCCCUAUUUGAAAUAUGAGAAUAGGAACCUUUGAUGGAAGGUACACAGGUGAAUUUCCAUGGAAAAACAUGUCUUGCCUGGUUCUUAGCAUUUGUGAUACUAUCACACAAUGCUGCAGAAAAGAAAAAUGUAAUUCUCAGCUUCCACCUGCUACAAAGAGAGAGUUGCUAUUUACUAUUUAAAGAAAAAGUUGUUUGAGUUUCCACAUUCUUUUUGGCUUGGGCAGCCAAUAUGUUGCUUUCACUUUGCCGUAUCACAAGUUUGCCUAUUGUACUGGUUUACGAUAUAUAAUAAUUAUAAUAUAGAUUGUUUGCUUGCACUUAUAUGUUGUAACAUAUGCACAGUGACUGUAAAAUCUCAAGCAGUAGUUAAAAAUGGGAGAACUGCAAGUGUGUUGGAUGGGUGCAAUUUUACUGGUUAAAAUUUAAUUUUUUCCAAAUAAGCUAUAGUGUUUUUCUGUUAAAAAUAAAGUACAAGAGGCAUGAAAUCUUGAGUUUGUGGAUAACAGUGAGACAUAAAGACUGAUAACAACAAACUAUUAGUGUCUGAUAUUACAUGACUAUAUCAAAAUACAUUGCAAUAUUCAGCAACAGGACAUGACAUUUGAGGGAUUGGUGUUUUAUGUAUCAGAUGAAUUUUAAAGAAACAAAAACAAGCAGUAUUAGUGCAAGGUUUUUAUUCUAACAUAGCCACCUGAGAAAAAUAUUCACAUAAAAUAUCUACCAGUAUCAUGUAUUGAUUUUCUUUCGCAUCAUAUAUGUGUAUAGUUUAAGAAAACCCGAGUUGCACCUUUUUAUUUAGAAACAUAGUACUGCAAAAAAAAGCACCGGUAUUAAAACCGAUACAUUUUAGGUUUUUUUCCUGUAUAAAACAAGUAUUUGAACACAUUCAUUUCUUUAUGCAAAGGUAAGCAUAAGUAGUGUAUGAAAUUAAAAAGACACAGGAUGAUAAUGACUAUGGCUUUAUACAAAACAAUUCAGAUUUGGUUUCUUCAGCACCUUAUAGAUGGCAAAAGCUUUUAUUGCAUUUCUCUUGUGGUAAAGGACUGAUUUUAUCACAAUGUAUGUAGUCUUUGUAGCAUUUUGUACAUAUGUUUGCUUUUUUUGUACAGAGCCAUUUUGUUGUUGAUUUAAAAAAAAAAAUCAAGUUCCUCAUUUGACCAUUGCCCUCUUAAUAUAUGGAACAUCUCCAAUGCAUUUUUGUCUACUUGACCCACUUACCAUAAGCACAUCUGGAUAGUGCAAUUCUGUAAAAUAGCAUUUUAUGCAAAAUUUUAUUAAUUAAAAUUAUGGGUUUACCAGCCAAAUUUAAAAUGUAUAUACAUCUUUAUUACUGAGAAAUGUCAUCAAGACAAAGGUAAAGAAACAUCUUUGUGCAGCAUACCUUUAUUACUGCAGAUUUCAUGGCAAAAGCUUUAUAUUUCAAAGGCUUUCAAUUUUAAUCUAGAUCUGCAUGCAGCUUUGCUGUGAGAUUAAUACCUAACUUUGAUGCCAUUUAUGAUUGAAAACAAAUAGCUGUUGCGUGUGAUAUUUAAAAAGUACUGUUUCUACUCUGUAUCCGAUUUAAAAAAAAAUACAAAAGUUUUUCAUGCCUGGCUUUCAGGUAAUUGACUUUGAAUUCUUAAAAGCAAAGGGUCUCUGUGUUUUUUCCUUGAAUAGACUUCUAAUAAAUUUUGCUUGGAGUACA
This is a messenger RNA of Gavialis gangeticus (Gharial), 6461 nucleotides long. It is a transcript of the gene SORBS2, whose product is annotated as sorbin and SH3 domain containing 2. Lineage: Eukaryota; Metazoa; Chordata; Crocodylia; Gavialidae. The coding region runs from base 831 to 4508 and encodes 1225 amino acids. Gene Ontology annotation, molecular function: protein binding. The record is from RefSeq and is a predicted model, not a curated record. Gene Ontology annotation, cellular component: synapse; neuronal cell body; plasma membrane. The transcript is spliced from 25 exons. Gene Ontology annotation, biological process: Notch signaling pathway.